GGCCCCGCCCCGCUCCCAACAUCCCCUGCGGCGCUGCCCGCCAUGAGGGCGCGGAGCGGCUCGCGCCCGGGCGCCUGAGGGGCGGGUGCGGCCGGGUAUGCGGCGGUUGCAGCGGCAGCAGCCGUUGCAGCGGCAGCAGCGGGCCGGGAGGAGGGGGGGAUGCUGUCGCGGAAGAAGACGCGGACCGAGCUGUCGAAGCCCGGCGAGGUGCAGGGCAAGUACGUGAAGAAGGAGACGAGCCCCCUGCUGCGCAAUCUGAUGCCUUCAUUUAUCCGUCACGGUCCAACCAUUCCAAGACGAACUGAUAUCUGCCCUCCUGACUCGACUUCUUCUGUAUACACUUCUGGCGCAGAUGGAAUUGUUUCCAGAAACCAGAGUUUCCUUCGAACUCCUGUGCAGAGGCCACCUCAUGAAAUCAUGAGACGGGAAAGCAACAGACUGUCUGCACCUUCCUACCUUGUGAGGAAUUUAGCAGAUGUCCCUAGAGAAUAUGGCUCUUCCUCCCAGUCCUUUUUAACAGAAGCCAAUCCAGUGUUAGAAAACGGAGGUGCUGGUGCCCGUUGUUAUUAUUACGACCAUUUUUAUGAUGCCCAGAGGAGACGUCAGUUAAAUGAUCGUGUACAUGAGGACUACCGCUAUUAUGAACACAACAGCGACCUUUUCCAGCGGCUGUCCCAGAAUCCCGGCAGGCACACGUCAGGCAUUGGCAGAGUUGCUGCUACAUCUCUAGGAAACUUAACAAAUCAUAGUUCCGAAGAUUUACCUCUUCCUCCUGGCUGGUCGGUGGACUGGACUAUUAGAGGAAGGAAGUACUAUAUAGACCAUAACACUAACACCACUCACUGGAGCCAUCCGCUGGAACGAGAGGGGCUGCCUCCGGGCUGGGAGAGAGUGGAGUCCGCGGAAUUUGGAGUGUACUAUGUGGAUCAUGUCAAUAAAAGAGCUCAAUACAAACAUCCUUGUGCUCCUAGCGUUCCCCGUUACGAUCAGCCUCCCCCGGUGACUUACCAGCCCCAGCCAGCCGAGAGAAGCCAACCGCUCCUCGUCCCCGCCAACCCCUACCACACUGCAGAGAUUCCCGACUGGCUCCAGGUCUACGCCAGGGCUCCCGUCAAAUACGACCACAUCCUGAAGUGGGAGCUUUUCCAGCUGGCGGACCUGGACACCUACCAGGGGAUGCUGAAGCUGCUCUUUAUGAAGGAACUGGAACGGAUCGUGAAGCUGUAUGAAGCGUACCGGCAGGCCCUCCUCACCGAGCUGGAGCACCGCAAACAGCGGCAGCAGUGGUACGCUCAGCAGCACGGCAAGAAUUUCUAAGCUAACAACUCUUUUCUUACCAGACUUUGAGGACACCGAGAGCUUUAAAAGGUUUUCACACUUCAAACUCUGAAAAAGAAAAAAAAAGUGCUUUUGUUGAAAAGGCAGCUUAUUUUUGUUGAUGUUGCACCUUUUGUUAUUAUCCUCUUUAAUAUUUUUCUACUUGUGUUAUGUGUUGUUUAUAAAGACGGAAAACAUUUGUUAAUCUUUUUUCCAUAUGAGAACUGGUUUAUUAUUCCGAACACCAGCGCGGGGUUGGGUCAGAGACUGGUUCUGGUCUCUUUUUCUCGCCGUCGGCUGCAUUACUACGAAGCUGACCGUGUAUUUUUUUAAAAGGGCAGUCGCUGCAACUGUAUGAAACAUCCUGGGUUCAAAACUACAUUUAAAAUCCGAAUAAAGAUUUCCGUGUGUUUCCCUCGGGAUGUCGUAUCCCUCUCUUGAGAGGGGCCUGCUGGUUCUUCACAGCUUUAAUGUACAGAGCACCGAUGCUGUUCCUUUUCGGUAACACCAGGACUGCCGCAUGCCCUUUCGGAAGCAGAUUUCUGUGGUCCGAACCAAGCGCUUCAGGAAAGCGAAGUCUGAAUUGCCUUAUUUUUUUCCCUUUAAUGCAUUACUACUUUAGAUUUCCUGUAGAUUCACUAGUUUUCACAGAAGUUAAGGGAGGGACACAGAGACACACACACACACACACUUGUACCUUCGUAAAGACCAAGAUCUCUAAGGAAAUGGGUCACAGCGUUUUCAAUCCGAGGUAAAACUGCAUUUCGUAAACUGUGACCUGGUCGCACGGGCAGGUAAGAGCAUUCUCUGAGCUGCUUACCAACCAGCUGUGAAAAAAAUCAGGGACGCAACAACAAUUACUGCUUUUUUUUUUAAACAAGCUUUUGUCUUGUAUUAAAGCUUCCUGACUUUUUACUUGUACAGUUACCCUCUCCAAUAUUCUCAUUGAUUGUCCCGAAUUGUUAUUUAUGGAUUCUUUUUAGUGCAAUAAACACUGUUGCAGACAAAAAAAAACCACCCAACAUUUCUUGUAAAUCUUCUGAAUUCAAUAAAAAUUGUUUUGUUUAA
Molecule: messenger RNA, 2385 nt
Organism: Cuculus canorus (common cuckoo)
Lineage: Eukaryota; Metazoa; Chordata; Aves; Cuculiformes; Cuculidae
Gene: SAV1
Product: salvador family WW domain containing protein 1
Exons: 5
Coding region: 160-1317 (385 amino acids)
Biological process (GO): hippo signaling; regulation of cell population proliferation; apoptotic process
Molecular function (GO): molecular adaptor activity; protein binding
Source: RefSeq, a predicted model, not a curated record